Molecule: messenger RNA, 603 nt
Organism: Lucilia sericata (common green bottle fly)
Lineage: Eukaryota; Metazoa; Arthropoda; Insecta; Diptera; Calliphoridae
Exons: 2
Coding region: 85-498 (137 amino acids)
Source: RefSeq, a predicted model, not a curated record
AUUUUUUCUUGAUUUGUUGUAUUCGUAUACUCUGCAUUUAUUUUUAUAUAAAUAUUUAUACGCUAAUAAUCAAAAUUUCGAAAUAUGUCAAUAUUGCGCUGUAAUAUACGGGACGUGGAACCUACCACCUCCAGCUUAAGACGAAAUGAUUAUCAUUUACAUACACCAUUGUUUGUGCUCGAUGUUAUACGUUUAUUUCAAGACCACCCCAAAUAUAUUGGUGGACUAAAGGAGAGUCAUAUAGUAGGCUUAUUAGAAAAAGAAGAUAUUGCUACCGGCGAUGUAGAAGCCCAAGUGCGAAUGGCCUUAAAGGAAUUAAUGUCUAUUGGUUUUGUACGUUUUGUUUCUCAGGGAUAUCGCACCUUGGGCCCAUUUGCUAAAUUAGCUUUAGCUCGCACACCACACCAGCAGAAUGUGGCCUGGGAACGUUUAAAUAAAAUGCAAAAAAUUAAUUGUAUGAAUUUAGGAUCAUCAUAUUCUAUGCGCUCUUGCAGUUAAAUUUAAUAAGUACUAGUUUAUUAAUAUAUAAAUAACUUUCCAUGUUAAAUAUAGAAAAACUACAGGUCACGCUCUAUUAUUUAUCAAAUGGUUACCUUUUUUAAU